Molecule: messenger RNA, 813 nt
Organism: Arabidopsis lyrata subsp. lyrata
Lineage: Eukaryota; Viridiplantae; Streptophyta; Magnoliopsida; Brassicales; Brassicaceae
Product: pentatricopeptide repeat-containing protein At3g09060
Exons: 2
Coding region: 1-813 (270 amino acids)
Molecular function (GO): protein binding
Source: RefSeq, a predicted model, not a curated record
AUGUCUUGUAAGAAGAAGGAGUUCGAGAAAGCGAGAGGGUUUCUUAAUUGGAUGUGGAAAGAGGGUUUUAAGCCGGAUGUGUUUAGUUACAGCACUGUGAUCAACGAUCUUGCGAAAACUGGAAAAUUGGAUGAUGCAUUGGAACUGUUCGAUGAUAUGUCUGAAAGAAGAGUGGCACCUGAUGUUACGUGUUAUAAUAUCUUAAUUGAUGGGUUUCUUAAGGAAAAAGAUCACAAGAUGGCUAUGCAACUGUGGGACAAACUGUUGGAGGACUCUUCUGUUUAUCCGAAUGUUAAGACUCACAACAUCAUGAUUAGUGGUUUGAGCAAAUGUGGAAGAGUAGAUGAUUGUUUGAAGAUAUGGGACAGAAUGAAACAGAAUGAGCGAGAAAAAGAUUUGUAUACAUAUAGCAGUUUGAUACAUGGGCUGUGCGAUGAAGGGAAUGUUGAUAAGGCUGAAAGUGUGUUUAACGAGUUGGUCGAAAGGAAGGCCUUUAUUGAUGUGGUUACAUACAAUACUAUGCUUGGUGGGUUUUGCCGUUGUGGGAAAAUUAAGGAGAGUUUGGAGUUAUGGAGAAUCAUGGAGCAGAGGAAUUCAGUUAACAUAGUGAGUUAUAACAUUUUGAUAAAAGGGUUGUUGGAGAAUGGGAAGAUCGAUGAAGCAACAAUGAUUUGGAGGCUUAUGCCUGCCAAGGGCUAUGCAGCUGACAACACAACUUAUGGUAUUUUUAUUCACGGGUUAUGUGUGAAUGGUUAUGUAAAUAAAGCCUUGGGGGUGAUGCAAGAGGUGGAGAGCAAAGUGAUGACGAUAUAG